AUGGACCAGCGCAGCAAGACGCCGAGCCCGACGCCCGGGUCCCCGCGGCGGCCGGCGGUGAAGAACAUUUUGAAAAGCGUCGAAAGUCACGUGCGGCUCAUGUCGCACCUGGAGCACACCGCGACGUCGUCUAGCUACACCUCCCUGCGCCUCAAGAACGCGCAGACAGAUGCGUGGUCCGACCCGUUUAAUGUCACCCGUGUGCACAGGGCCACGCCAACGGACAUUUUCUACCAGGAGGUUAUUGCGCCGUGCGUGUCAAACUGCCUGGCGGGACAGAGCUACCUCUUCUUAGUGAGCGCACCCUGCGAAAGCGGCCGCAGCCAAACCCUCUACGGCAGUCCGCACCACAGCGAGAAGGGAAUCAUAGAGCUCGCCGCAGAAGAGUUGCUGCGGCGUGUGGUGGGGGCCGCAGACGGGCCCGAAACUGGCGGCCCUCGCGCGACCGUCACGCACUCCGCAUUUAUUGCACGCGGAUCGCAGUUGCUGGAGACGCUUAGUGGCGAGCCGGUGCCAGUGGUGGAGUUCCCACCCCCCUUGGGGGCCACCGCAUUGCCACAAAUGCGUCUGCUCGGCUCCGCCCCCAGCGCUGUACAGAUACCGGCGAAGAAGCACAUGGAUACCUCCUGCAUCGUGCAGUUUCAGGUCUACGCUUCGGUGGAUGCCUCGGGGCGGCGUUCCAUGGCCACACUGACGUUUGUGGAUGUGGCCGCGUUUCGCCCACCCCACUGCGGUGAAAUUUGUCACCUCGUGGAGACGGUGCGUCGUGUGGCGGGCCUCUCCAGCGCCGGGGAUCCCGGUUUUAAGCAGACGAAGCUGACGACGCUGCUUGAGCCCGCGCUUGUGGGCUACGUGACUCUCGUGUCCAUCACAACCAUCAGUGGUCGACAGGACUUGCACGAGGCCGCGUGUGACGCCCUGCGGUUCGCAGAGUCGCUGGGCCGCAUUCACCAGGUCCUGAUGCUGGUGCACAUCAACACCCCCAGGUGGUUCUUGGACGCGGCGGAAAGGCUCGAGGACCUUCGCAUGCAGCGGGAGCGCAUUCUCUCGGAGCAGCACGCCCGUGGCGUGUACGAUUUCUACCGAGCCGCCGCCAAGUGGCUCUCGGAGCACGUCAGCGACGUUGACGGCGCCUUUGACAGGCUCCUCGAGGAGACGGAGGACGUCCGCCAGGAGGUCGCGCGUGAGGUGGAGGCCCAGACGGCGGACCUGCAGGCCCGCAUAAAGGCGGAGCAGCAGGAGUGUGCGGCGCAGCUGGAGCGAACGCGGGCCACCCACGCCGUGACGACGUCGCAGCUAGAGACGGUGAAGCGGCUAGACGAGACAAUUGCGGGGCUCGACCAGCAGCUCACGCAGGGGGACUUCUACGGCGACCACAAAAUCAGUGAGAUGCGCAUUGAAAUUUCCACGCUGGAGAACGAGACGAACAUGCACCGCCAGGAGCUCACGCAGCUGGAGAAAGAGGAGAGGCUCUACGCCAGCAAGUACCAGGAGGUGGUGGGCGUACUUGACAAGUACGCCGAGGACCUUGCCUGGGCCCAGGUGUGCUUUGCGCACGCCCUCGAGAUGAGCACCAUCCGCCGGAGGAAGGAGGAGCUCGAGGCGGAGCUGGAGCUCGCCUCGCGCGUGGCCCGCCGGACAACAGACUCCCUUCGCGUCGACCGGGAGCGCCGGUCAAAGAUGUCGCGUCUGACAAUGAUGCAACAGCGUGUUGACGCCCUGCGAGAGCGAGUACACACGAACAGUAGCGCAAAUAACGCGGGCUGCAGCCAAUCGGAGUGCCACGACGAAUCCGUUUCCCUCUCGCCACAGCACAGGCGACAACGUUUCGUGAGCCCACGUCAUUCAGCGAUGUAA
Messenger RNA from Trypanosoma conorhini, 1857 nucleotides. RefSeq lists its product as uncharacterized. Lineage: Eukaryota; Euglenozoa; Kinetoplastea; Trypanosomatida; Trypanosomatidae. The coding region runs from base 1 to 1857 and encodes 618 amino acids. The transcript has a single exon. The record is from RefSeq and is a predicted model, not a curated record.